GCAUUAAUAGAUACGAACCGAAGCCGCUGGAACCAAAGGCAGACAGCCAACACAGACCCAAACACAAUGGGACAUUCGCGUUCCUUCACAUGCGUUGCGUUUCUUCUGAUUGCACUGCACCAGACAUCUGGAUUCUGGUUAUUUAACGUUAUCUUUCCUCCGACCGCCAAACCUCGCGUCAUAAAUAAUAGCACUCCUCCUCUUAUCAUAGUGCCUGGAAAUCUGGGUAAUCGCCUUGAGGCCAAAAUAGACAAGCCCACACUGGUACACUGGAUGUGUUACAAGAAAACCGAGGACUGGUUCCCUCUCUGGAUUGACCUAAACAUGUUCAUGCCCAUUGGAAUCGACUGCUGGAUUGAUAACAUGAGAAUUGUGUACAACAGGACGACUCGCAAGGCGUCUAACGCACCCGGGGUGCGAGUCCGGGUCCCUGGAUUCGGACAGACGCACCCUAUAGAGUUUCUUGACUUAAACAAGCUGACAGGUUACUUUCACACCAUGGUUCAACAUCUGGUCAGCAUUGGAUAUGUGCGAAACGAGACUGUCCGUGGUGCUCCGUAUGAUUGGAGAAUCGCUCCAAAUGAUCAGGAGGAGUAUUUUUCACGUUUGAAGAACCUGGUGGAGGAGAUGCAUGAUGAGUACAAGCAACCGGUCUACCUUCUGGGCCACAGCAUGGGCAACAAUUACAUCCUGUACUUCCUCAACCAGCAGACUCAGCACUGGAAAGACCACUACAUCAAGGGUUUCAUCUCUCUGGGAGCUCCCUGGGGUGGCGCUGUGAAGCCCCUCAGAGUCUUAGCAUCAGGUGAAAACGAUGGCAUACCCUUUGUGUCCAAUAUAAAAAUUCGCGAAGAGCAACGAAUGACCACUACAAAUCCGUGGAUGAUCCCUACUGAAGAGGCUUGGCCCAAAGACCACACCUUCAUCUCCACCCCCCUUUUCAACUACACCAACCAGGACUAUGAACAGUUCUUCAAAGACAUCAACUUUGAGGACGGCUGGUACAUGUGGGAGGACACCAAAAACCUCACGGCCGGCCUGCCCACACCUGGUGUCGAGGUCUACUGCUUCUACGGGGUGGGCCUUCCUACGCCCGUCACGUACGUUUACGACGAACAAUUUCCAAACGCCGACCCCGUAGAUAUUAUUUACGAUGACGGCGACGACACCGUCGACAGCCGCAGCAUGAGUCUCUGUAAACGCUGGAUAGGGAAACAAGAACAGGCCGUGCACGUGACAGAGUUCAGAGGCAUGGCUCAUUUGGACAUGGUCUUCAACCACAAGGUUCUCACAACAAUCCAGAGAAUUUUGGAGGGAAAGUACCAUGAGAAAAUGGUCGAAACCUCUGAAGAGCCUCCAUCCCUUAAUCUAGGUUUUGUGUGAUGUUUUCCUCAAGUUUCCUGAUAAUAUGUACAAAAGUAUGUCUUAAACAUCUCUUUGUAUUGGUUUAUAUUAAUAUGCAUGAUAUACUCGUUUGUUAGUGUAUUAUACAGAAUUUAUCAAUGUAUUUAAUCUGUAUAUUAAAGAUUAUAGCCACCAUAGCUCUUAAAAAGUGUGAAAUGUAGUAGCUGCUUCUUUUUUGUAUAACAUAGCGUAACUUAAACUGUCUAUACUACCAUAAUACGUUAAUCGCUUUUCAUAUGUAAAGGAUCAUAUGUUUUUAAGUUUGACAUUGUUUAAGGACUGCUUACAGUAAAUAUAUAAAUAUGUGUAUCCGUAUUAGUGGUGCAUUCAUGUGUCCAUGUUUUUCAUACGCAGUGCAGAUAAUAUUUGUUGAACUCUGUAACCUUUGAACCAGUUUCUAAGUCUCAUACACCUCAACUUUUUGCAAACCUAUUAAAAUACACUAGGUUCAAAGUUCAUGCAGAAGCAGUUAUUUUGCCAGGAAAUCUUUGCUUGAUUGCCGCUGGAAAAAAUAAUUGAUUGUUUCUCUUGAAAUAUAGAUAUUUUGGUGGUAGUUCUUGUAAUCAGUAACUCGGUUUGGUCUUUUUUUCCUCCUUAAACCACUAUGAUCUUUGAACAUCAUCCUCGCAUGGAGUGAAACAAGCAAACUGCACGUGCAAUGUGACAAUAAUCCAAUGGUUUUCCCCUUAACUCGUCACAAUAUAACACGAAUUUGACUGCUUUUGAAUUAUGUUUUUAUGCUUACUACACAAUAAAACAAUAAGAACACA
Labeo rohita (rohu) is the source of this 2174-nucleotide messenger RNA. RefSeq names its product lecithin-cholesterol acyltransferase (gene lcat). Gene Ontology annotation, molecular function: phosphatidylcholine-sterol O-acyltransferase activity. Gene Ontology annotation, biological process: lipid metabolic process. The coding region runs from base 67 to 1383 and encodes 438 amino acids. The transcript is spliced from 6 exons. The record is from RefSeq and is a predicted model, not a curated record. NCBI's taxonomy places the organism in Eukaryota, Metazoa, Chordata, Actinopteri, Cypriniformes, Cyprinidae.